Cydia splendana is the source of this 1008-nucleotide messenger RNA. RefSeq names its product putative nuclease HARBI1. The record is from RefSeq and is a predicted model, not a curated record. Bases 1 to 1008 code for a protein of 335 amino acids. NCBI's taxonomy places the organism in Eukaryota, Metazoa, Arthropoda, Insecta, Lepidoptera, Tortricidae. The transcript is spliced from 6 exons.
AUGGCUGCCAGAUUACUACUUCUUCAAGAGGCCUUGGCGGAAGAGAAGCGUCAAGAAGCUGCUCGAAGGCGGCUCAUGCGAGAGAGGUUUCGACAGAUAAACGUUCCCGACGCAGAGUUCGUCAACACCUUUCGAAUUUUAAUAGCUUUAAAGUUUUUUGGUAGGGGUGAUUACCAAGGUGGUGUAGGCCGUGACCAAUGGGUGCCUAUGUCCCAGCAAGCAGUUUCAGACUGCUUAAGGGAUGUCACAACGGCCCUCAAUGACCCCGGGCUAAUCCACCGCCAUAUGAUAUUCCCAAAGACACAGGCAGCACGGGCUGUCAUUAAAAACGGUUUCUACGAGAAAUUCGGUAUUCCGGGGGUGUGCGGUGCAAUAGACUGCACACACGUGGCCCUGCACAGGCCACAUGAAUAUGAAGAGCGCUUUUUCAACCGGAAGCAUUUUCAUUCAUUAAAUGUGCAGAUGGUCUGCGAUCAUGAAAACUACAUACUAAACGUGGACGCAUCGUACGGCGGGGCAACUCACGACGCCUUCAUAUGGGCUAAUAGCGUCAUAAGAAACCACUUCGAACAAUUAUGUGGUACCGGAGAAAUAGCGUAUCUAUUAGACUCCGGGUAUCCACUGCGGGAGUACCUUAUGACACCUGUAGACGGCGCCGCAGAAGACUCUCCUGAGGGGCGCUAUAACGACGUACAAAAGAGGGCGCGCUCCAUUAUAGAACGAACAUUUGGAAUUUUAAAAGGGCGAUGGAGAUGCCUGCUGGCAGCGCGCGAGCUUUAUUACCGGCCCGAUAUGGUCGGUAAGAUUGUUGUGGCCUGCUCCGUGUUGCACAACAUGUGCACGAUGGCGCGCCUCGAGCCACUAGAGCUGGAGCCGGACGAGAUUGCCGCGGAGGAGGAUUUGCAGCGCAACGCCCGCGCCGUCUACCAACCGCCGCCCGCCGUAGAGGCUCUGCGUCGUGGCCGUGAAGCCAGGGCAAGGUUAAUCGGAAACAUAAAUGGACGAUGA